This is a messenger RNA of Poecilia reticulata (guppy), 3737 nucleotides long. It is a transcript of the gene slc43a1a, whose product is annotated as solute carrier family 43 member 1a. NCBI's taxonomy places the organism in Eukaryota, Metazoa, Chordata, Actinopteri, Cyprinodontiformes, Poeciliidae. Gene Ontology annotation, biological process: transmembrane transport; neutral amino acid transport. Gene Ontology annotation, molecular function: L-amino acid transmembrane transporter activity; neutral L-amino acid transmembrane transporter activity. The record is from RefSeq and is a predicted model, not a curated record.
UGUAAACUGGAAGAGGGAGGAGAUUAGAAGUCAAAUAGGAGAACAGGGUGGUUUGAAUGAAGCCAGAGAGAACAGAGAAAUGUGUUUGAGAGAAACUUAAUCCUCAACAAAGAAGAAACAAGAAAAAAUACCAACUAACUCAAGAAAAAGUACAACUAACUCAUGGCUUCAGGAUCUUAACAUUGUAACAUAAGUAACUGUUGGAGUUGAUAAGUUUUACCAGCUUGAUACCCUGAAUGAAACUUAAGACAUCAUCUGAAGACUCUGUUUCUCUCACAAAGAAAACACACAACUUAAGGCAUCAGCCAUGGCGCCCUCUCUCGUUCAGGCCUACAGGAGGCGCUGGUGGAUGGCGGUGACGGCGGUGAUCGAAAACCUUCUGUGUUCGGCCGUGUUGUUGGGAUGGGGCUCUCUUCUCAUCAUGCUGAAGAAGGAGGGCUUCUACUCUCACCUGUGCUCAAAAAACAACUCCAUGGUCGUGUCUUCURAAAACACCACCRAAGGUGCACAUGACUGGCUGUUCUGUGUGGAGCAGGAGGAGAUGCUCAAUCUUGGAUUYACCAUCGGCUCCUUCCUGCUCAGCGCCACGACYCUGCCGUUAGGCAUCCUGAUGGACAAGUUYGGCCCACGUCCAAUUCGGCUGGUCGGCAGUUCCUUAUUUGCUCUGUCCUGCAUCAUCAUGGCUGGUUCUGCUUACAACACUCACGAUCUGUCRGCGCUCAUCUUCUUGGCUCUCUCACUGAACGGCUUCGGAGGAAUCUGCUUGACCUUCACCUCCAUCACGCUGCCCAACAUGUUUGGUUCUCUGAGCUCCACCAUCAUGUCGCUGAUGAUCGGCUCCUACGCCUCCUCUGCUGUCACUUUCCCCGGCGUUAAGCUGAUCUACGAUGCAGGCUUGAAAUUCCAUGUGAUCAUGUGGUYGUGGGCKKGUCUCGCCGGGCUCGUUUUUAAUAACUGUUUCUGGAACUGGCCCUCAGAAGGCUUCCCAACUCCAGACGAGGUCGACUACAGUAAGAUUCUCACGACGCAAGAGGUUCCUUCAUCUGAGCAGAAGGCUGCAGGGGAGARACUGAACCAGAAAAACGGAGAUGUCCGACAUUCCCAGGAGAAGCUYCCCAACGGACCCGACACUGCACCAAACGCUGUUCCCCUCCGGCGGUCCGUUUUCUCCCCCAUCUUCCUGUGGAGUUUGAUCACGAUGGGGAUGACCCAGCUGAGGAUCAUCUUCUUCAUGGGAGCAAUGAAUAAGAUGCUGGAGUUCAUGGUGACCCGGGGUGUASAACACCAACCCGAUGACCUUGUGCKUGAGGCAGAAAACACAGUGGGUUUCUACGCCUCCAUCUUCGGGACGCUGCAGCUGCUGUGUCUGGCGACGUGUCCUCUGAUUGGUUAYAUCAUGGACUGGAAGAUGAAGGAGUGUGAAGAGGAGAAGUGUGACUCUACAGGGAUAGUGAAGAGAGCCAAAAGAGACCGUAAGAUCCAGAAAGUGACCAACGCUAUGAGAGCCUUCGUCCUCACCAACAUCCUUCUGAUCAUUUUUGGAAUCUGUAACCUCGUGGAUAAUCUGCCUCUACAGAUUUUGACGUUCAUCCUCCACACUAUGGUCCGAGGAUUCAUCCACUCCUGCUGCGGCGGCCUCUACGCUGCUGUCUACCCGUCCAACCACUUCGGYACACUGACAGGCCUCCAGUCCAUGAUCAGCGCAGUGGUCGCUCUGCUGCAGCAGCCGCUCUUCAUCGUCAUGGUGUCGCAUCUAAAWGGGAACGGCUACUGGAUCAACCUGUGCCUUCUGAUUGCCUCGUUCACUGGCUUCCUGCUGCCAGGCUACCUGUUUUACCACCGCAGAAACCUGCUGAGGGAACAGAAGGCCAGAGACAACCAGCUUGCCAUUCAGGAGACGGAAGCUCUCAAGUCCACCGAAGCCAACGGCUUCAACAAGCCUCACAGCAACGGCAACGCUUUGACAGACGCUUAGACAGCAGCAGGGCUGAAAAUCAUGGGUCAUUUUAAACGUGUGGCUGCAGAAUAAACACCGGAUUUUUAUUUUAUUUUUUCUCAUUGAGAAAAAAGUGUUUUACCGAUAUGCAGUUGAAACCAGAAGCUAACAUACACUAAAUAAAAAAAGACAUACACACUUUUUCUCACUGCCUGAAGUUAAAUGAGACAAAAAUCCUUGUUUCCGGUCAGUUAGAAUCACCUAAAUGAAAGAGAAAAAUAUGUCAGAUUCAUUAUGAAUGUCUCCAAAAUUAGGAGUAUAAAUAUAGAAUAAUUGCUAUGUUUUUAAACAAUAAUGAAAAGCCCAGGCUUGGGAAACAUCUGAUAGGUUGUGUGACAUGUUUAAGUGGAUGCACUUUAAAGCUUCACACUGCUUUUUUGUUGACAUGAUGAGAAAGUUAAAAGGAAUAUCUGAUAUAUGAUUUCUCUAAUUAUUGUGACAUUUAGCAUACAGAUAUAAUGGUAAUCAAGACUUACCUAAAACAAGAGACAUCUGAUCUGAUUUAACUUUAAGCAUUCUUUUAUUCAGUGUGUAUAAACUUCUGGUUUCAAUAGUAUUAUUUUUCUUUUUUUAGUCAUUGCUAGUGCUUGUUUUUCCUGCCACAAACAGGAACAAACAAACAGGUUUGUUUGUUUGCUAUGAGUCAGAAUUUCUUGUUAUUUGGAGAGACGUGUCAUCAGCUUUUGUUGCUCUUUUAUUUAUUUGGAUUUAGAUCCAAGAGCCAAAUCAGUUUUCAUCUUAAGCCAUAAACCUAAAGAUCAAGCAGAGGCAUGGACAAACUGUGGAUAUCACCGUACUUGAAGUAGUUUCCCCGACAAUCAGUACUAACCUGCGAACACCAAAGAAACAACGAGGUUUUUCGGACAGUUGCAUAAUCUGAUCAGUAUUGUUUUUUGUAUUAUGCAGAAUGUUAUUUGUGCUUUUUCUACUGUAUUCCCAAAGUAAGAAGAAUCUAAGCAAAUCAGGAAAGCCGUAGAGCACGCACCUGCCAAAGUUGAGAAGACUUAUGAGACAUAUGGAGAGGUUUUUGAGAAUUAUGUCCGAGCCCUUCUGAUAAUUUGAACACAAAAAUGGCUGGAUGUUUAGAUACCACAUCUACCUCCUCCUGUUUUGUCCCAUUGUCCACAGGACGCUGAACUCUUUCUAUUAUCUGAUUUUUCUUCAGGUAAAGACUAAAAACAUUUGUAAAUUCCAUUUUUACUUAUGGUCAUCCAUUUGUUUCACUGAUAAUGCUACAACCCAAACAUUUCUGUAAUUUAUAUAUACAUAUAUAUAUAUCUAUAUAUAUAGGAACAAUUUUGUAUAGGACAAUGUGACUGACAGGGGUGAUUCUGACACACAGUGUGUGUCUGAACAGUUUUAAGACACUUUGUAUUGCUUAAUGCACAGAAAUGAACUAGUGUGUGUAUAAUGAGUAUGCAAGUGUGUUUUUUAUACUUUAGCUGCAGUAGCAAUGAAAAGGGAAAUUUAUUUUGUAGAGGGCUUACACUAAAAGUAGCUCAGAUGAUUCUAGGUCUAUACAGCUUUUAUUUCUAUGGUCUUGCAUUGACUUAGAAAAAAAUAUCUUUUUUGUAAAUACAACUGUGGUGUGGCUUGUUACUUUUCUAACGUUUUCAGCUUGUUUUACUAUAAAUAUUGGAGUGUAUAGCAUAGGAACAUAAGGACAACCUGCUGUGGCUUUAGUCUGUUUGCUUGAUGUGAUUUCACAUCUGAUUUUAAAAUAAAAACUGUUUGUAGAAGA